ACCAACGGCGCUUAUCCACCCAGUGCGACCUAAGUGUUGAUGGGUCACGUGAGCGUGGGGAUCGUCACGCUCACGCCUCAGGAGAAGCAUUGCGUGGGUGCGCAUUAGCCGAGGCCCUAGCUAGCAGCAUUCCGCUAAUCACAUAUCUGUAGAGGCUAGGGAGCACGAGGACAAGGCAGAGAGUGGGAGGGGAGAGUGUGUGUGGUGAUCGGCAGCCAGGGAGACAAGGAGGAGGCUGAGACGCUGCUCCCGACGCCCCUCCAAACCCAGCCCCGCCGAAAUGGACGCGAACCACAUGAUCAGGUCCAAGAGAAUCAACCCGGAUUCCCUCGCUGAUGGCGGCGGCAGCAGCGCGAGCAGGAACCCAGCGGCGCCGGCGCCAGCCCCCAAACCGAGCAAGGACGAGCGCGCCCCGGACGUCGUCGCUGACACCUCACGCCUCGCGCCCUACUUCCCCCGCACCUCGCUCGAGAAUCGUCCGGCGUCCUCAUCCGCUGCCCUCCUGAGCCACCAUCGCUACAACGUCGCCGUGGACACGUCCCACUCCCAGGGACCCAACCUCGGCAGUGGCGGUGGCAGCGGCAUCGCCUUGUCGGACUGUCCCUUGCCGCUCCAGUGGUGGGGCCACGGGAAGCGCUCGCGCAGCCGUCGCGAGGCGCCGGUGCCCGAACCCGAGCUGACGCGCGCCGAGGUGCGCCGUCGGAAAUCCCUCAAGUACAGGAGCCGCAAGGCGGCGAAGGCGCAGGCGCGAGCAGCGAUGGCGCCGCCGGGCAGCCCUGGUCCCAACCUCAGCGCGGCCCCGUCGCCUCCUCCUCGCGCCGGCACCCUCUGGCUCCACGGGUACCCGAGAAUCAACUCGGAUUCCCUCCCUCUCGCUGAUGGCGGCAGUGGCAGCGUGAUCCUUAGGCCAGUGGCACCGACGCCGGGCCCCACACAGAGCAAGGUCGAGCGCACCCUGCUCGUCGUCGCUGACACCUCAUGCCUCAUGCCGUACUUUGGCCGCACCUCGCUGGAGCACCACAUGAUACGAGGGCGCCCGACAUCCUCAACCGCUGACCAUCUCUACAACGUCGGCAUGAACACAUACCAGGGACCCAACGUUGGUGGCGGCAGUGGCGGCGACAUCGUGCACACCCCGCUUGACCAGCACAGGUUGUGGGGUCACGCUCCGCACGUGCCCCAACCAGCGUACUCAUCGAUUGUCCCCGUGAGCCACUAUCUCUUGAACCACGCCAUGCACACCUCCCAGGGAUCCAACGUCAGUGGCGGUGGCGGCAACGGCAUCACCUCACCGAAUGCCCAUGUGCCGCUUCAAUGGGGCCAAAGGAAGCGCCCGCGUAGCCGCCGCGAGGCACCUGCACCCACUCCCGCGCCUAAACCGGAGUUGACCCCCGCCAAGGCGCAGGCGCAGGCGGUGACGUCGAUUGUGUCGUCGGGCGCCCGCGAGCCCAACCUCAUCUCCGACCUAUCGCUCCCUCCUCGCAAUGUCACCCUCUCUCUCCGCUGCUCUGCGGAGGAGCUUCACAACACCGUUGGCGAGCAACAACCAACGUUGAAGGAGGAGAAGGUGACGCCGCCGCCGAGCGCCCUUGGUCCCAUCCUCUCGACCAUCUCUCCUCAUGCUGCCACCCUCUCGCACCACAGUUCUUCGGAGGAACCUCACACCGCCGCCGGCGAGAAGCAGGCAGGGGCGAAGGAGGAGAAGCAGCAGCCAGCGGUGGAGGAGGAGAAGCAGCAGCCAGCGCCCAAAGUGGAGCCUAAGAAGCAGCAGCGUCAGGAGUCGAUCAAGGCGACAGCGGAGCAGAAAGGGAAGGCGCCCAUGGUGGAGGUGCCGCCACACGUUGAGGAGGAGGAGGAGGAGAAGGCGGCCAUGGCGAGGCCGGUGGUGCCGCGGGUCGUCACGCAGCUGACGCACGAGGAGAAAGAGGAGGACUGGCUGGCCAUGACGGUCACCAGGCUGCCGCGGUUCCCCCACAGGCGCCCCGGGAUAGUCCAGAAGCAAGUCAACAACAUCUGCCCAGGGGAGUGGCUCUGGCAGGCCAACAGGACCAGGUACAAAGUCAAGGAAAAGAAGUCCGAGAAGCGCGUGGGCGGCCUGAAAGGCAUGUCGACGGAUGACGAGGACUCCGACUCCGACUGAGUUCGAAGAGGAGCUCGGGAGCGACUCCAACAAUGGUGCAACAACGGGAGAAAGGAUAUUUUGGCGUUACCGAUGAGGAGAAGCGUCAG
Messenger RNA from Triticum aestivum (bread wheat), 2229 nucleotides. RefSeq lists its product as uncharacterized. The record is from RefSeq and is a predicted model, not a curated record. The transcript has 7 exons. NCBI's taxonomy places the organism in Eukaryota, Viridiplantae, Streptophyta, Magnoliopsida, Poales, Poaceae. The coding region runs from base 281 to 2140 and encodes 619 amino acids.